Symphalangus syndactylus (siamang) is the source of this 4900-nucleotide messenger RNA. RefSeq names its product CLIC family member 4 (gene CLIC4). The record is from RefSeq and is a predicted model, not a curated record. NCBI's taxonomy places the organism in Eukaryota, Metazoa, Chordata, Mammalia, Primates, Hylobatidae.
UUUGAGGCACCGCAGAAGUCCUUUCUUCGGCUCCGGAGCGAUCCCGCCGCCUUCCCCGCUCGAGGCCACGCCCCCGUGCUCCUGCCGCCUUAUUUUCCCCGGAGAGUCCCGAGGCGCCGCGCCUUGGCCCCGCCUACAGCCCGAGGCCCCGCCCCCGGCGCCCCUCCCAGCCCUUUGAAGCGGCUCUGGCUGCGGCUGCCUCAGAGUGGCGCGGGGGGCGUGGGGCGGUGCUGAGGAGCUGAAGCCGUGGCCAGCUCGACGCCGGACAGUCCAGCGAGCAGCACGGCGGGAACCGGCAGCCGGAGCAGUCCCGGAGCAGAAGCAGUAGCAGCAGCCGUCGCCGUUCGCGGAGCGCAGCCGAGCCGGCCAUGGCGUUGUCGAUGCCGCUGAAUGGGCUGAAGGAGGAGGACAAAGAGCCCCUCAUCGAGCUCUUCGUCAAGGCUGGCAGUGAUGGUGAAAGCAUAGGAAACUGCCCCUUUUCCCAGAGGCUCUUCAUGAUUCUUUGGCUCAAAGGAGUUGUAUUUAGUGUGACGACUGUUGACCUGAAAAGGAAGCCUGCAGACCUGCAGAACUUGGCUCCCGGGACCCACCCACCAUUUAUAACUUUCAACAGUGAAGUCAAAACGGAUGUAAAUAAGAUUGAGGAAUUUCUUGAAGAAGUCUUAUGCCCUCCCAAGUACUUAAAGCUUUCACCAAAACACCCAGAAUCAAAUACUGCUGGAAUGGACAUCUUUGCCAAAUUCUCUGCAUAUAUCAAGAAUUCAAGGCCAGAGGCUAACGAAGCACUGGAGAGGGGUCUCCUGAAAACUCUGCAGAAACUGGAUGAAUAUCUGAAUUCUCCUCUCCCUGAUGAAAUUGAUGAGAAUAGUAUGGAGGACAUAAAGUUUUCUACACGUAAAUUUCUGGAUGGCAAUGAAAUGACAUUAGCUGAUUGCAACCUGCUGCCCAAACUGCAUAUUGUCAAGGUGGUGGCCAAAAAAUACCGCAACUUUGAUAUUCCAAAAGAAAUGACUGGCAUCUGGAGAUACCUAACUAAUGCAUACAGUAGGGACGAGUUCACCAAUACCUGUCCCAGUGAUAAGGAGGUUGAAAUAGCAUAUAGUGACGUAGCCAAAAGACUCACCAAGUAAAAUCGCGUUUAUAAAAGAGAUGUCUUCAUGUCUUCCCCUAAGAAUAUGCUUUUCCUAACAGGCUACUCCUUCCUAUAGAGCAGAAAUUGUAUUUUGCACGAACAUGCAGUUAUUGAAGAUUAGGAUCAAGGAUAGACAAGGUAUAGUAGUUAUCUUAAAAUAUACACUCCUAAGCAGUAUUAUUUUAAAAUCCUUUUACCCUGGCUACCUCCCCUACCUGGGUUCCCCUCUCUUUAAUUUGGAGACACUCCACCACAAACUUUUCACUUUAGAGGUAGCUUGCCAUCUCUCAGGAGCCCUCACCAUUGUGUCCAUUCACUGUGUAUAGAUGGCAGAACUUUUGAGGUGCAAUGUUUAAUUGUUAAAAAUAGUAGCCAUGACUUUAUCAGGCAGCCCCAAACUGGUGCAUAAUGCAGGUACAAGGAAUAUUUAUGUAUUUUUUGGAAUUUUUAGUAAUAUUUAGUAAGAGUAUAUGAAAGGAUUGCUACUGUAUCAGAAAUAUUCUUUCAAUUUAGUCUAUCCUGGAUAUGUACUAACGAAUAUUACCACCAGAGAAGAGAGCUUUCUACAAACGUCACUACAGAUUUUGCUAUAUUGCUUUGUAGAUAGAUUUUUACUUUUGCCUAAAAGCAUUUAUCCUUCAUACCAGUUGUAACAUCUGACACCAUGUAGAAGCUAAAAGUUUAGAGGGAGUGAGGGUUUUCUCAAGACCUUCCUCAAGCAUUUUAUCUUUAUAAGAGAAACCGAUGGGCACCUGAUACUCUGUCUAAAUACGUUUGUUAUAUGUGUUUUGCCCUGUGCCAUUCAUUUAGAACUUUAUUGCUUUCUUUAUUUUAAAAAGCUUGUUUUUAGGUAAUCAUAGAGCUUGCUAUUUGUACAUCUUUUGAGCAACACUACAUAACUGAUUUUAGUCGACUUAGCUAUAACAGUACAAUGAUUAGUAAUGUAAAAAUUAACACAGAAAUUAACCUAAGGAAUGAAGGGUGGGUUUGUCAAAAUACCAAGUAAAUUUUUGUUUCUAAAGUACAUUUAAUGUAGAUGACCUAAAGAAUGCAUUAUCCAGCCUAUAUAAAAAAAAGGUAAAACACAGGUCACCAAUUUUCUCAUUUCACCCCAUUUACCUUAUAUAGAGGAUUGUUUAUUCUUUUGGGACUAAGUUAUAGUUAUGGUGAAUGUGUAUUUACUGUAGUUUUGCCUAAUCUCACUCAUUGCACUUCCUGGAGUUAUAUUUUCCAACAGCCAUGUUGAGGAAUAGCACUCUGCAUGUUUUUGUUUUGUUUUUCGGGGUUUUUUUUUAAUUGAAGCCCUAAACCAGGAAUUAUUUGUGCUCUAACAAAGGAGGAUGAACUUGCUGAAAAUAAAACUUCGCUAUGUAUUUACUCUUUUUUAAAAGACAAAAACAAAACCAGACUUUCUACAUACUACUCCAAAGACUGUGAUUGUGACUAUAACACAUUUUUGGUAAUUUUUUUAUACCUAAUUUGUAUAGGAAGUGCUAUUUCUCAUAGGCUGUUUCUUGAAAUUUUGUUUAUUGCUUUAAAAUGGCAGUGUUUCUCCCACUUUGAUAUGCUAACAUUUAGUAAGCACUGGCUUUAUGAAAGCAGCUUUUUAUAAGUGUACUGCAUUUUUUGAACCUAAUGUUAAUUAGCUUAGUAUGAAAGAUAAGAAAAUCUCCAUGUUGUAUCCAUUUGGUUCAGGGAGAUUCUUUGCCUUACCUUUCUUAGAACUCUUUAUUGCUUAUCAAAAGUUUGAGUACCCGCUUGGUUUUUUUUGGUAAUUAAAUAUUGUAUGAUUUAUCUGGUUCAAGGAAGAUGCACUAUUCAGUUAUCUGUUGAGAAAUUAUUUUGCAGUGGUUUUAGUGGGUGAAAGUGUCCCAUCUGCACCAGUACACAGGCAGGCAUUAUCACUCUUCACCUACUUUUUAAAUAGUGGCAACUUGGGAUUCAUUCUGGUGAUUCUGAACCUUGCCUCAUAGCUUAAAGUAUAAAAAAGAUUCAAGAGCAGUGAGGUUUGUUCUUUCCAGUGAAUGGUGGACUGAGUGGUGCGGGGUGGAGGGCUAACAGAGGAAAGAGCUCCAUUCUUCAGAAUACAGUGAUGAAAAUUCAUUUUGAAACUAAAAUAUUUUCAUUUUGGAUAUUCUCCUGUUUUUAUUAACCCAGUGAUUACACUUGGCCAUCCCUCUAAAUGUUCAAGGAAGGCAUGUCUAUUGUGAUUUUGAUGAAGACAGAAUUAUUUUUCUCUGUAGAAAGACAGAUACCACUUUAUCAGGGAAGUUAGUCAAAUGAAAUGGAAAUUGGUAAAUGGACAAAAGCUAGCUAGUAAAAAGGACGAUCCAGCAACAUGCUUUAACCCCAUUGUAUGUUUGUGGAAAGAGCAUAGUUUAACAUCUUGAGAAAUUUGGGACAUAAAAGUUUUCUUGUUUUUUUUCUUUUUUUUUUUUUUUUCUUUUUUUAGACAAACAGCUUUAUUUGAAAGACGGGGGACAGCUAAGUUCCUCCGACCCCGCGGUCCUGGCGACGUCGGUCUCAGGCGUGGGAGGACCAGUGUCCUGCGGAGAAAAAACAGGGUUAGGAGUAUGCAGUCGGGGUCAGGAGUCAGGGGCCAGACCUCGCGAGCGGCCGCACCCAGUGGGGAGGCCGCGGCGCCUGUCAGGGCCUGGGUUUCACCGCCGCACAUGGGGCAGCGCGCGGUGAGCUGAGGCCCCCGGAGGCUCUGGGCGCCGAAUCUCACCCGCAGCCACGGCCAGAGCCGGGGGUGAUUUUCAACCAACGCCGGAAAAGUUUUCAUGGUAGACACUUCAUGCAGUAUAUGAAUUGACAUAAUGGAAAUAAUCUGAUUUUAUUUUUACAACUAACGAAUCCAUUCCCCUUCAUUUAAACACCUUUUGUAUUUUACUGAGGAGGUUUUAGUGAGGAGAUUGGAGUCUGAAUGGAUCUGUUUUCCAAGAGAUUCUGAGAAAUUUUUGUAUUCAACAGUUGGAAAGCUCUCUAUUCUAGUUGAUAAAACUUCCCUUUUUUGAUGUAGAUGCAGAUUAUUCUAUACAGUUCUGUUGUCUUUUACUAGGACUGUUAACUUUUGUGAUAAAAUUCAAAUAAGAUUUUAUUUCUUGGUAAUUUUGGCUUUCGCAGUUUAUCUUUAAAUCCUUGAGCAAUCUGUAUACAAUUAAGAGAUUUCUGACAUUUAUUCUUACACUAAGUGGAUCAACUCUAGGAUUUAGGCAUGUUAACUUUACUUCUGUUGUGUUUUGAAUCUCUCCAGAGUUGCAUGUAGAUAGCAUUUAUUUCUGUGCACUUAAACCCAUUUAGAAAAUAACUACAAAGUAAAAAUGUAGAGGAAAUGGAAAUGUAUUUUUUCAUGAACAUUUUGAUACAAAUUUCAUCAUUUAAUGAUUCACCAAUUUCUUGCAUUAAUUUGAAUUUAAGCAUUUAAUUCAAAGAGAGGGGAGCAUUCGUUAUUGAUAUAUGUGGGCUUUUAAAAACUCCAUCCUUUAUAAAUAGUAAAGGUUUGGGCCACACAAAGUAUAUUUUUAUCAUGGAAAAAUUUCAACUCCUCAAGCCGUAAUGUUGAACAGAAUUGGAGUAUUUUCUUUAUAAUUUCUUGACAGGCAAAUGAAAGCUUAUUAUAGAAUACAUGUAUUUUCUUUUCUCUUUGGAACAUCAACACCAGUAUAUUGCUGGCAGCUAUUGUAUUAAAAAAUAAAGUAUAUUUUCACUAUCAUAAAGGAUUCUUUUUUCCCCCCUCAUGAAAAUAAACAACAAUUUGAGGUAAAA